AUGAUUCCUCUGUUUGUCUCUGCAGACCUGCCCCAAGUUACAGGCAGGCCUACAACUUUAACCCAAAUAUCUGCCUUGGAAGUUUACACUGCGCGGUUCUGCCGUCCGUUGGCUGGUCCACUUGACAGAAUGAGACUCUAUUAAAGCAGAGAUAUGCAGUGUCAGGUCUGUUGGAGGGAAAGUCACGUCGCUUUCGGGAUGCCUCUCCACAGCAUUUGGCCCUUGUGUAGCAUGUUUUGUUAGGAUUGAGAGACAGUUGGCAGCAUGGGCAACGAGGACAGCCUGGAGGAUGUGUUUGUAGCUGUCAUACGCCCAAAGAGCCAAGUCAGCCUGAGCUCGAAGGAGUACAGAGCCAAAGCCUAUGAGAUCUUGCUGAUUGAAGUGCCUCUGGAGGGAAAGGAAAAGAAAAGAAAGAAAGUCCUUCUGGCCACAAAGAUCCAAACAGGAGGAGAUAAAUCCAAAUCCAUAUUGGAUUAUGUUGAUGAAAAAAUCAGACCUAUAUCCAAUAACCAAGGUUUCAUAGGAAAGCGUGUGGUGCAUAUGAAGAAAUUCCCCCUUGAUGGAGACAAUGAAGGGAAAGAGGUGUCACUUUUUGUCGUGCCAGUCAGUGUUAAAGACAACAGUAAGCCUGUCUACACCCCCGGCAGCCCGAGCUUCUACUGUUUUCAGGACAUCAUGCGGGUGUGUAGUGAAACCAGUGCUCACUUCUGCUCCAUCACCUCCAAGAUGCUCCUGGCCUUAGACAAAUGGUUAGCGGAGCAGCACACAGUUCCACACGCCAUCCCUGCUCUGUUCAGACCAGCACCUGUAGAGCGUGUUAAGACAAAUGUAAGUAACCCAGCCUACGGCAGCGAGGGCAAACUGAGUGACGAGGGUUUGCACAUGGGCUACACGGCUCUGGAGAUCAAAAGCAAGAUGAUGUCGCUUGAAAAGGCAGAUAUGUGUAUCCUCAAUCCGCUUUAUGGCUCUGAUCUGCAGUACACCAACCGAGUGGACAAAGUAAUCAUCAACCCAUACUUUGGGCUUGGAGCGCCUGACUACUCCAAGAUCCAGAUCCCAAAGAGAGAGAAGUGGCAACAUGGACCCAACUGUGUGACAGAAGACAAGGAGAGCCAGUGGGUUGACGACUUCCCCCUCCAUCGCAGUGCCUGUGAAGGAGAUGUGGAGCUGCUGUCUAAGCUUCUGGACAGCGGCUUCUCGGUCAAACAGCUGGACAGUGACCACUGGGCUCCUAUUCACUAUGCCUGCUGGCAUGGUAAAGUUGAGGCCACCAAACUGUUGCUGGAGAAAGGAAACUGUAACCCAAACCUGCUGAAUGGACAGCUCAGCUCCCCGCUGCACUUUGCAGCCAGAGGUGGACAUGCAGAGAUAGUGCAGCUUCUGCUGCAGCACUCUGAGAUUGACAGGCACAUAGAAGACCAGCAGAAAAGAUCCCCUCUGCAGGUGUGUGAGGAGAACAAACAGAAUGAAUGGGAGGAGACGGUGAAGCUUCUACAGCAAGCAAACACCAAACCUUAUGAGAAGGUGCGUAUCUACCGCAUGGAUGGCUCCUAUCGCUCUGUAGAGUUGAAGCACGGCAACAACACCACUGUGCAGCAGAUCAUGGAAGGCAUGCGUCUUUCACAGGAGACCCAGCAGUACUUUACCAUCUGGAUCUGCUCUGAGAACCUCCACCUGCAGCUGAAGCCGUACCACAAGCCCCUGCAGCACUUGCGUAUCUGGACAGAGAUCGUUACGGACCUGACCGUGUUGGAUCCUCAGAGGGAAUCACCUCAGCUCUUCCUCCGCAGGGAUGUUAGACUGCCCCUUGAAGUUGAGAAAAAGGCGGAGGAUCCCCUGGCCAUCUUAAUCCUGUUUGAUGAGGCCCGUCACUGCCUCCUUAAAGGAUUCUUUCCUGCUCCAGACAGCAAACUGAUCACACUGGCCAGCCUCCUGCUACAGAUUAUCUACGGCAACUAUGAGAGCAAAAAGCACAAACAGGGAUUCCUCAAUGAGGAAAACCUUAAAUCAAUCGUGCCGAUAUCCAAGGUGAAAAGCAAGGCAUACCACUGGACCAACAGGAUCCUGCAUGAAUACAAAGCUCUGAGCACCAGCGAGGGUGUGAGCAAGGAAAUGCACCACCUGCAGCGACUCUUCCUGCAGAACUGCUGGGACAUCCCCACGUAUGGAGCAGCCUUCUUCACCGGUCAGGUCUACACUAAGGCCAGUGCCAGCAACCAUAAAGUCAUCCGUGUCUAUGUCGGGGUCAAUACAAAAGGGCUGCAUCUUAUGAAUAUGGAGACCAAGGCUCUUCUCAUCAGUUUAGAGUACAGCACGUUUAUGUGGCAGCUUGGACAUGCUGACCAGUACUUCCAGAUACACAGUGGUGACAAUAAAAUGAACUUCAUUGUGCACACAAAGCAGGCUGGCCUUAUUGUUAAGCUUUUGAUGAAGCUAAGCGGACAGAUGACUCCAAGCGAUAAAGGUGUAAUGGACAAAUAUGCCUACGGCUGAAAAACUGUUCAGUGAAACCCACACCUGCCAAAGAUUCAAGUGCAGAUUCUUCUCACUGAUUCUCAUUUGACUGCAAUAACUCUGGAUGAAGAGGAAAAGAUGGCCUCACACCAAACACCUCAAUUUUAUAUUAGUCUUACUGAAACCUUUCACAGUUUAACAUUGUGUAUUUGAAGUCAUAUUUUGAGUGGAUGUAAAUAUUGUUUAUUUAAUGUUUUGUUUUAAUAAACUGAUGCAUACAUGA
This is a messenger RNA of Cheilinus undulatus (humphead wrasse), 2737 nucleotides long. RefSeq names its product KRIT1 ankyrin repeat containing (gene krit1). The coding region runs from base 265 to 2493 and encodes 742 amino acids. Gene Ontology annotation, biological process: regulation of establishment of cell polarity; negative regulation of angiogenesis; cell redox homeostasis. Lineage: Eukaryota; Metazoa; Chordata; Actinopteri; Labriformes; Labridae. The record is from RefSeq and is a predicted model, not a curated record. Gene Ontology annotation, cellular component: cytoskeleton; plasma membrane. Gene Ontology annotation, molecular function: protein binding. The transcript has 17 exons.